ACGACGUGUCGUAAAUGUCCAAUCGGAGCAGAAGCUGUAUGUACACUACCGAAGACGGCUGACAGCUUGUUUAUUUUGCGUUCGUUGUCAUUUACCCGAAAUGUUUAUCCGGUUCUGGUGAGGUUCGGACCUUGGGUCCAGCUGUGAAAAUGGAGGCUGCGAUGGAGGACGACGUUAAAGACGACCACAACCACAACUACUGUGGGAGCGGCAGCAGUAAAGUCCAGAUGUCGGAUUUAACGACAGUCCCGCCGCCCGCCUGUCCGGCAGCGGUCUCCGGAGGGGAGCCGAAGUCUCGGCAGGGCAGACUGUGGUCCGGUGGUUCGGUCGGGUCGAGGUUUAUGGACUCGGAUACGGGCAGCGAAAGCAGCGAAGUCAGCGAGGCUGAUUUGACGCUAACAGCAGCAGCUAACACGGAGGGAAAACUCUGCCUCGGUUCUUCUUCAAAGUUCCUUUUGAAUGCAAUGGCUGUAGAAGAUUACAGGAAAAACCACUGGCCCAACCUGGAGGAGGCAAUUGACCGUCUGCUUUUCCAGAACCCCUCGGAUCACACGUCGGUGUCUUACGCACAGAUUUAUGGUUACAUCUACAAGUGUGUCUGCCAGCAGCACUCAGAGCUGCUCUACAGUGACCUGACGUCAAAAAUAACAGAUCGCCUGCUGCUGGUUUCCUCACAGCUGCAGUGCUGUCCAGCUGAGAACCUCAUUGAGAACUUCAACGUGGCUCUCACACAAUACACAGCUUCUCUUGAAUGUAUAGUUCCAGUCUUUAUAUACUUGAACAAGUUCUACAUCGAGUCCAAACUCAACAGAGACCUGAAAGACGACCUGAUGAAGCUGUUUGCUGACCUGGUGGCUGAGAGACAUUUGAGCACACUGAUGCCUCUUUUGAUCGAAGCUCAUUCGAUGCCUUUCCAUGUGCAGCCGUCGACCAUGGCCAGUGUGGUGAAGGGUCUCUACAGCCUCCGGCCAGGGGUGAUCAGUCUCGUAAACGUGCCAGUGAAGAUUCCUGAUAGCUGCUGACCUCUCACUGUGCCUCUCCUCCGCUGCGAGCCGUCUCCCUGCGCUCGGUACAAAAACAAAAAGCUUYGUUUUCGUCUCUGUUCGCCCGAGACGACAGAAACACUGUGAAUAACCAGGAGAUAAACUGCUGAGCUGAAGCCGAGAAGCUCGGCUGUCGGUUCCUCCGUCGGCGCGUCCAGCCCACCGAGACGGACUCUGUUGGAACCGGACCCGUCCUUUAACCCGAACUUUUAACCUGGAAGUGUCUUGUGUUUUAAUAGCCGGGGCUAAUCAAGACGUUCUGCUGCUAAUAAUUCAGUCGAUGUGUGACGUCCAUGAAUAUCUGGGUUUCUCGCGGGUCGCCUUCACCGAGGAGGAAAUCCUGAUUGUAGCUUCCCGUCACGCCAAAGAGGCUCGAAGGAAGAAACGUUUACUUGGAGUGAAGCUGUUUUCCUCUAAACGAGUCUCUGAGUCGUUUCUUUACCUGCAGCUGGUUGUUGGUGAAACCUGAGGGAAACUUCUGCCUUCCAACUUUUACAGCCUCAUUUCCUGUUUGUAAAGUUAACAAAACGUCUGACGUCCCGAUACGUACAGGAGCUGCUCAUAAAAUCAGAAUAUGAUGUGAAA
Messenger RNA from Austrofundulus limnaeus, 1628 nucleotides. RefSeq names its product CDK2 associated cullin domain 1 (gene cacul1). Gene Ontology annotation, molecular function: ubiquitin protein ligase binding; protein kinase binding. The record is from RefSeq and is a predicted model, not a curated record. Gene Ontology annotation, biological process: G1/S transition of mitotic cell cycle; positive regulation of protein kinase activity; ubiquitin-dependent protein catabolic process. Lineage: Eukaryota; Metazoa; Chordata; Actinopteri; Cyprinodontiformes; Rivulidae.